AUGGGGAGUGGUGGGGUUUGUGAUUGGGUGAAUUUGGGGAAGGGAUUGGAGGAGGGGGUGAAGGAGGAGAGAAGGAGGGUUAUAAUUGGAAGAAUUGAUGUGAUGUUUGGGUGGGGUGGGGGGGGUGGGGUUUAUGGGGGGUGUUUGGGUGGGUGGGGAUGGGAGGGUAUUGUGGUGGUGGGGGGGGGGGAGGAUGUGGAUUGUUGGUUUGGUUGGGGGGGGGGUAUGAAGGUAUUGUGGGGGGUUGGGGGGGUUGGGGUUGUUGUUGUGGUUGUUGUUGUUAUUGUUAUGGGGGGGGGGUUUGAAUAUGGGUGGGGUUGA
Messenger RNA from Knipowitschia caucasica, 321 nucleotides. Lineage: Eukaryota; Metazoa; Chordata; Actinopteri; Gobiiformes; Gobiidae. The record is from the annotation of a GenBank genome assembly.